AUUUCGCCAAACUGGCUCUCGGCAGCCUAUUAUCCUCUAAAGUGAAUUUUUCAGACUCGAGGCUUUGCAUCUUAAAUUACGAAUAUCGAUUCUGAAACUCACCUUUGAGCAAAAACGCGGCGGAAAGUAGAAAAACGAGGACGAAAUCGAGCCGAUGCAUCUUGUCGCCUUGUUGUUUUCUGCUGUCAGGUGAUUUUGAUUCGAGCUGCGCCGGCCUCCGGCAGAUGUCUCUGAAAACUACGGUGCCUGCAACGUAUGCUUUUUCAGCACAUCAUCGCCGUGCAGUCUGCGAAAACGAGAUGUCAAGCGACCUGAGUUUCUUCGAUAUGAAGGGCGGCUUUUACGGGGUGGCGACCGAUUUUGGCCGGUGGUGGCAGACGGUUCUCGAGGUGCACAUUGAGGUCACCCUGCCGCCCAACACCAGGGGCAAGGAGUGCCAGGUGGCGAUCACCACCACGCAGCUCUCUGUACUAGUGCGAGGAGAAACGAAAAUCAAGGGAAAACUGUUUGGGAUUGUGCGACCAGACGAGUCUGUCUGGUCCAUCGAGGGUGGCGUGAUGACCAUUCUUCUGGCCAGAAGUGACCACGCCAUCAAGGAGGUCAUCUGGCCUUCCCUGCUGGCUGAUGGAUCUUUUGCCCUGGACGCUGUUGCAGUCCAUGAAACUAGGAAGAAACUUGAUCUUGAGAGGUUCCAACUUGAGAACCCUGGCUUCAACUUUAGCAACGCAAGACUGGCCAAGUGCUACGACACAGUCAAGCCGCUUCCUACUGAAGAUGAUCAGUGAUGAGUACCAGCAUGUGUGUGUUCAAUUUUUUUAAAUAACUAAUAUGAAUAGUAACACUAAAAUAAUUUAAAUAAAACCCACUAAAAUGUAACAAAUUGGGAUUUUGUUUGAGUUUUCUCGCACACGCAAAAAGUCAAUCCAACUUUCAUUAAAAGCAGAUGCUUUACAAAAAACCAGCCGAAACCGGAAUUGUUAUCGUUCAGGGGCAAUAAAUUUUCCCUCGUUUAUGGCCGAAUUAAAAUUGUGUGUGCGUGUCUGGCAGAGGUGAGUUUGUUUAAACAGGGCUCUCCCUGAUCAGACAGUCUCGCUUCUACCAAAUAAUACAGUACAGCGAGUAUAUUGAUAGGCAAAGAAUCCACACUAGUGUGUGCGAGCACAUAUAGUGGCUUCCCUCCCAAGACUCCACAUUGCCUCACACAUUCUGUCAAUCCUCCUAAGAACAUGAAUGCCAUGAAUGCAAAAAAAAGUUUGUUUACUUCAGAAAAUCGCGAGGAAACCAGCUAUCAGAGAUUUUUUUGAUCAGG
This is a messenger RNA of Neocloeon triangulifer, 1309 nucleotides long. Its product is annotated as nudC domain-containing protein 2-like. Lineage: Eukaryota; Metazoa; Arthropoda; Insecta; Ephemeroptera; Baetidae. The coding region runs from base 225 to 785 and encodes 186 amino acids. Gene Ontology annotation, cellular component: cytoplasm. The transcript is spliced from 4 exons. Gene Ontology annotation, biological process: protein folding. The record is from RefSeq and is a predicted model, not a curated record.